Aspergillus caelatus is the source of this 1062-nucleotide messenger RNA. RefSeq lists its product as uncharacterized. NCBI's taxonomy places the organism in Eukaryota, Fungi, Ascomycota, Eurotiomycetes, Eurotiales, Aspergillaceae. The record is from RefSeq and is a predicted model, not a curated record. Bases 159 to 902 code for a protein of 247 amino acids. The transcript has 3 exons.
AGUAAUCAUAGCCACAACCCCGGUGGCCAAUGCCACUUGGCUAAUAGCUGUCGUCUAGCAUGGCUCGGGGAAUAAAUACGCUGGACAUUCUCCAUCCCACUUCCAUAUUUUCUCGCCCCUGUUAAACAUACAGAACCUUGUCGCAACCGAAUACCAAAAUGGGUGACGCACCACCAGCACUUCCUGACUACGUCCUUGACGCCGAUGCAGUCCUAAAAGAUACGGAGGCCGCCUGGCGACAUGGCCGGGUGCCGAACUAUUCAAAGACUAGAGAUUAUUAUGAGCAGACUAAAACAAUGACACACGAGGCCGGAAGCCUUCCAGACCUGGUCGAAAAACUCGUCAAAAAUUGGGAAAUCGAAGCCUCGUUCAAGACCUCCCUCGCCGAUUGGAGGACCAUCGACCAGAAGACAUAUUCUUUCUCAUUAAACGGAGGUCCGCCGCAAUCCGGCGAGCAUAUGCUCAAAGUCGGCACCUACAACGCUCUCCUAACCGCGAGCUCGUACUAUGAUCCGGCACACAAUGAUUUCGAAACCAGCCAUAAGGCAUUCAAGCGCAUGAUGCCCACAUUUGCUUGGGAGGUGAAAGAAGUAUACAGCGGACCGCCGACUGUGGUCUUCAAAUGGAGACAUUGGGGUGUUAUGGCGAAUGAUUAUGUGGGAUAUAACGAUCGUGGAGAGAAGGUCCGAGUCAAGGCGCAUGGCGGCCUUAUCGAUAUUCAGGGUAUUGUCAUUGCUAAGGUAAAUGACAAGCUUGAGCUGGAGAGGAUCGAUGUCUGGUAUGAUCCCAUGGAUAUGUUUCGCCAGAUUGCCCGCGAAAACGCGGAAGCUGUUGCCGACACGGCGUCGGCGGCUGGGGGCUGUCCAUUCUCUGGAGCUGCGAAGACCUCAUCCUCUGAAUGAUAAAGUGACAUGAAAUUUUAUAUCUACCCAUGUACGCGUGAUGGAAUGUACGAAUAAUCUCUGAAAUAUGUUACGGAGAGAACACAUGUUUAUCGACAGAAUGUACGAUGCCCAGUUGAGACUAUGCACCACUUCAUUUUAUUUGAGCAACUAUAGCUAG